Linum trigynum is the source of this 1054-nucleotide messenger RNA. The record is from the annotation of a GenBank genome assembly. Lineage: Eukaryota; Viridiplantae; Streptophyta; Magnoliopsida; Malpighiales; Linaceae.
GGCCCCACAAACCCCAAUAUAAGUGAGUGCUGGAGGCUAAGUUUGGCAAGCACCAUUUCUAGAGCAAGCGGGCAUUGUAGAGCAUCAAUUGCUAUAACUCCUUCCAGAAUGUUGCUCGCAACCGGAUGUGGUGUCACCUGCUGGCCUUGCAUGAGCGGGUAUAUUAUGAGUUGGUGAUCAAAUUCUACUCCACCUUCGACCACGCCGAGACCACCGAUUGGAAGAACUAUGGAGCUAUCAAGUUCAGGUUGAGUGGAGAUUACCACUACAUGAGCUACCACGAUUUUGCUGCUUUUGCCCUCGUGCCCGACUACACUGAUAACUUCGUCGUCGAAAUCGCCAACCCAGACAUUGUCUCUUUCCCGACCUGCUACCGCCAGCUUGCUUAGUCAUCCUACGAAACCGCCACAGAGGGUUUCACCACCGGUCGGACGAAGGCCAACACGCUACAGAUAGAGUAUCGUCUUUGCAACACUUUGUCAUGAGUCCUAUGCUUUGAGUAGCGAGAUUGCCAGCACCCUGACCAAGCGGUCCCUCUAUUCUAUCUAGACGAUCUGCACCGCCCACCACAAGCUGCAUUUGGGAUCCAUUUUGGCGAAGACUUUCGCCAAAAGUGUUGUGAUUCUGGGAACCCUCCACCGCCCCUCAUCACCGUGGUGGCCACCCACCUUCAUAUCGGUUAUCAAGAUUGCACGGACCAGGGCGAGACAUGGUUUUUUGGGGAGGACACAGUCUCCAAGAUGCGGCUGCUUCGAGUGUUCCGUGGAGUCAAGUCGGCCAAUCUAUUAUUUUAGAACCCACACCCACCCACAACAUAAUGGGUGGGUCAUUUGUGGGUGGUUUUGGGUGGAUUGGUGGGUUCAACCACCCAAUAACCACCCUUACUUGCAUGCAUCUUGCAUCUUGGCUAUGUUAAUUGUACUUUUUGAAGACAUGUUUAGUAUCAGCUUGUUUUCUUACUUACAUUUUGCAAUUUGUAAGGUGUACUACAUAGCAAUGGGAUGUUGUCUUGCUCAACUAUGGCUGAAAUUGUGAAGAAAUGCUUCAACGAUUA